AUGCCAAGAAUUGGCGGUCAGCCUCCAUCGAAGCGAUCCACACUAGCUUUCUUUGCAGGGCGUCUACACGGCCACAUUAGGUACCUUCUCCUAAACGAAUGGAAAGGCAAAGACCAGGAUGUGCAAGUUUAUGACCAACUUCCUCAGGGCGUGUCGUACGAGAACAUGCUCAAGAGUAGCAAGUUUUGCUUAUGCCCUAGCGGGUACGAAGUGGCAAGUCCAAGAGUGGUGGAAGCAAUUUAUGCCGAGUGUGUGCCAGUGUUGAUUUCGGAUGGUUACGUUCCUCCAUUCAGCGAUGUUUUGAACUGGAAGUCAUUUUCUGUACAAGUUCCGGUCAAGAAUAUAUCCGACAUCAAGACCAUAUUGACAGCCAUAUCGAGCAGACAGUUCCUCCGAAUGCAGAGGAGGGUGAAACAAGUGCAACGACAUUUUUUGGUGAAUGGACCCCCGAAGAGAUACGAUGCUUUCCACAUGAUUGUUCACUCCAUCUGGCUCAGACGCUUAAACAUUCGCAUUCAAGAUGUAUUCACCUAA
Pyrus x bretschneideri (Chinese white pear) is the source of this 534-nucleotide messenger RNA. RefSeq names its product probable glycosyltransferase At5g03795. Lineage: Eukaryota; Viridiplantae; Streptophyta; Magnoliopsida; Rosales; Rosaceae. The record is from RefSeq and is a predicted model, not a curated record. The coding region runs from base 1 to 534 and encodes 177 amino acids. The transcript has a single exon. Gene Ontology annotation, molecular function: glycosyltransferase activity.